AUGCCCCCAUAUUCCAGAGUAGGUAGGAAGACGCCAUUUGUCCGAACACGAUCAUUAUACUGUUUACCCAUACGAUUACUCGGCGCGACACUCGCGCGCAACGCUCGCGGCGUCAAACGCGCGCGCGCGGCGCGACACGACGCGCGAACGCAGUGCACACGCGUCAUGGAAGACGUUCCGCCCACGCAUGGUGACGAAGACUAUGAAUCCUCCGACAGCGAACCGCCGCUGAACGCUGAUGCAGCAGAAGAUGUUCAAAUUCAAAACGACGUCCAACUCGUCGGCGAACAGUACUCCACGGCGGGGCUGUCGGAAACGAUGGCGCUACUCAGCCGAUUUGUGCGCAUAGGCACUGGUUCUAAUAAGAAGUGCAAAUGCCGCUCGUGCGGCAUGGAGUGGACAGAGUGUAACGUGACGCGAAUCACGCGACACGUACUCACUGGAAACGCCAGAGGCCACAGAUUGAGUUGCCACAUCAAAACUUACAUGGAGAAGCGCGCUUUAGGAGAUCCGGGCAGCGCGUACGACGACGGAUUGCCAAUUCAGGAUGAUUUCGAGCCGAUGCGAGCGUUUGUGCGGCUGCGCGCGAAGUACAAGCAGCACGCCGCGCAAAUACCAGUCGCUGUGUUGAAUCUCUUGAAGAAACACAACCAGAUGGACGGCGACUCGCAAAAGACCGUGGAUGACUUUUUUAAGAAUAAGAACGAAUUAAGUUCUUUAAGAGCGACCAUGAACAAGGCGGUCGCGGAGUAUAUUUACACCGCAGGGCUUACGCUAGACUCGGUUGAGGGAUGCGCAUUGUCAACGCUUUUGGCUAAAAUUCGCCCUGAUUUGUUGCACAGGAGCGAAAUCGACGAGAUGGCGAAGCAAGGACACCUUCGCGAACGUGUAAACUGGCUGAAAAGCCGUCGAUGGAUGUCGGGGGAUGGAUUGGAAGAACUGUACGAAGACACCCAUUCUGCAGUGAUGCGCAUGAUGUCACGAGACCAACACAUUACACUUUCGCUGGACGGUUGGUCUAAGCGUAAAGUUACAGGCGUCGUGAACGUGUGCUUAUCAUCCAAACUUUUGAAUCAUGAAGUAGUUAUUGAUUCGAUUCCUGUCGAUGGGCGCAGCGAAGACACGCAAUUUCUCGUGGCUGUGGUGAAAAAAAAUGUGCAAACUUUCAAGUCAUACGAAGGCAACGUAAGCGCCGUCACUGGCGAUAAUGCUUCGGUCGUCGUUGCGGCAUUGAAGCAGGUGCAUGAUGAUCUACUUGUACACAAAAUUAUUACCCACGGGUGUGAUUGUCAUCGUUUGUCGCUCCUCGCUGAGGAUUUGUAUAAAGUUUUUAAACCAGUCAUUGAUGAAAUCAAUUCAAUGAUGAAAAAAAUAAGGCUGCGCCAGCAAUUGCGUCAGAAACUUGACGAGAUUCGCGAGAGACGAUCUUCAGCGAAGGACAAGAUAAGAGGACUAACCUAUAUGUCGUUCACACGCUGGGGGACCAUCCACAACGUUUGCUCCAGGAUUGCUGAAAAUCACAUCACUUUCGUCGAGCUUCUUCAUGCUGAAGACUGGCCAGAAACAGAGCGCAUGAUCAACUCGACGGUGGAGCGGGAACGGCCCGAUGCGGACGUGAACGCGCCUAGUGCGAACGAGCGUAUCGUGAGGUUCAUCAAAAAUACGUCAGAGUAUCCGAUUCGCGAUGCUGCUACUCAGCUUGGCGCACUAUUCAAACCAAUCGCUCUCGCAGUCCAGCAUCUUGAAUCGCGUAGUGCGGGACUCCAUGAAAUGCUCCCGGUUUACGACAGCAUCCUGCAAGAUACACACUCCUGGCUUGCUCGUCAACACGACAAAGUUUGGUAUAAGAAUAGCGCCCUUCUCAGUACUAAGGCGCGCGAUUCACUCGCAGAUUUGAAGGAUGCCGCUCUUGGCGUUUUCGAGGCGAGAGCGCAGGCAAAGGACAAGAAGAUCCCAAUUCUCACGGAUCUUCACCAUCUAGCGAGCGCGUUAAACGAAAGAGCGACGGGUUGCAUUCUAUCGUUGCGGGGCCCGAAAGUGAAGAUUGCGAACGAUGAAGCGGCCGCUUCCGCGGCGGUGCACAUCAUCCCUACCGAUGACAACACAUGGGGUAGUGAGCCGCUGCUGAAAAUAUCUGCUGCACUCACACAGUUCCGCGGCAUCGCAAAUGUAUCGGCACAACAAUUACGCGACGUAGAAAAUGCGAAGAAGGACUUUCUUGGCUUGCGUCGAGAUUGCCCAGAGGAUGAGGUUCGAGCCGCGGCGAAAAGAGCAAGCGCUUUUGGGCGGGAGACUGAGUGGGUCAUCGCCGUGCAAACUCUGAUGCGCGAGUCCAAGUGGACGACCAAGUAUUGGACAAACGAAGAAAGCUGGAUAUCCGAAAUAGCGCGUUUGGAGUGCGUUGAACAUAAACUACUCCGUCCCUUGGCACUGCGUGUCAACGCCGUUAUUCCACAUUCAGCAUCGGUGGAGCGAGCAAACUCAGCGAUGAAAAGGAUCGACACGGAUAUGCGCGCAAGCUUGAAACACGAUCGCGUACGCAAGCUUACGUUCAUCCUACACAAUCUGAAGAGGACGAAGCGCGAUCGAAACUGCGGUGCACGCGCUAUUCUGCGUCGCAACAUCCAAGUGGUUGAGAGAGCCGUGGGCUAUGAUUCUGAUGGCGACAACGACGCUGAAACGGACGUCGACGACUCGAUUCUGAGUGAACUUGACGAAGAGGACGCUGACGAACUUUUAAGGUCACCGCUGGAUAUCGCAAUCGAGGCCGAGGCAUCAGCGCCGCGCGUAGAGGAGCCAUGUGCGUCGCAGCCGUCCACAAUCGCGCUCGGGAUCUUGGACGAGAAUGUGCCUCCAGCGCCGCCGUCGACCGUGCAAACGACGAACCACGGUCCGCGUAAAAGGAAGAGUAAUUUCGACCGCGCUUUAGUUCGCGCGAACCGUUCGGUGCGGCGCUAA
Messenger RNA from Ostreococcus tauri, 2958 nucleotides. RefSeq names its product Ribonuclease H-like domain. The record is from RefSeq and is a predicted model, not a curated record. Bases 1 to 2958 code for a protein of 985 amino acids. The transcript has a single exon. Lineage: Eukaryota; Viridiplantae; Chlorophyta; Mamiellophyceae; Mamiellales; Bathycoccaceae.